Panthera uncia (snow leopard) is the source of this 4853-nucleotide messenger RNA. RefSeq names its product small integral membrane protein 7 (gene SMIM7). The record is from RefSeq and is a predicted model, not a curated record. The transcript has 5 exons. The coding region runs from base 116 to 439 and encodes 107 amino acids. Lineage: Eukaryota; Metazoa; Chordata; Mammalia; Carnivora; Felidae.
CUUCGAUUGGACCAGCCCUCGACAGCGUGGCCUCAAGAUUGGUCGGUUUGUGCUCCUCUCCCCUCCCUCUUCGAGGCUUCCGCUUCCGGUUCUGACGGACGCCUCGGCCGUAACGAUGAUCGGGGACAUCCUGCUGUUCGGGACGCUGCUGAUGAACGCCGGGGCGGUGCUCAACUUUAAGCUGAAAAAGAAGGACACGCAGGGCUUUGGGGAGGAGUCGAGGGAGCCCAGCACAGGUGACAACAUCCGGGAGUUCCUACUGAGCCUCAGAUACUUCCGCAUCUUCAUUGCGCUGUGGAAUGUCUUCAUGAUGUUCUGCAUGAUCGUGCUUAACAAAUCUAAUCGGAUUGGUUUUCCUCCCAGCAGCGGGGCCUUAAUUUUGAUUCUGCUAUUAAUGAAUUGUGAGACUCCUAGUAAACAGACUCGGGAAAAACAGUAGGAGAAUCUGGCAUUUUGUCCGUGCUGGGCUGGUCCCUUGCUUCACCCUAAAGAGGGAGAGAAGGAAAAUCGACUGUCCGGAAUAAUUGAGAUGUUGAAUUUAGGGUUGCUGGGGGGACCUUGUGCCAGUCCAGUGGCUGUUAGGGAUGGAGUUAGGACUUAGGAGAUGGGGGGGAGUUCACUGUGCCACUGGAAAGUGUUUUAGAACCCAGAAUGAGGACCGCAGUGUAUGCCCAGAGAGGCCCUCUUCGGGAGCUCGGUUGAGGCCUGUCCGGGUACAAAGAGGGCUCGUGAAGAGCUCAGGGGAUUUGCAGAAGAGCAUGGGAAGCAUAACUACGAUUCACAGGAGGUAGAACAGUGUUGGGGGUGCUCCUCCAGCCUUGGUCUUUCCACGUUCCCACCUAUUCAUUCAUUCAUUCCUUCAUUCCUUCACAACUAUCCAGCACGGGCUGUGCCUUGGGCUUAUAGCUGAGACCAAGACAGCCAUAGUCCUUGCCAUCAGUGAAUGCACACGGUAUAGCAGAUGGGACAGGGACAGAAAACAAAUAAAUAGGAAAACCUCACUCAUGAGGCAAAUGGGAGGCUCUCAGUUUGGGAAAUGGUCGGGAAGAACCUCUCUGAGAAGUGCUGUGUAAAUCAACACCUAAAGAACGAGAGGCAGCCUUGCCAUCUCCAGAACCGAAGAGAAGCACAGGAGCACCGGACGUAGCACGCGCAAAGGUCCUGGGGCAGGGGCGAGCUCGGUGUGUUUUUAUCAUUUUGUUCUUUUCUGUCCAGCAGCUUCAUCAUCCUUCUCUCCUAGCUAGCUUCCUUUACUGCUCCUCUGCUGGCCGGUGACCAGGAUGGUAGUAGCCUCAGGCUCUGUGACGUCCCAGCUUAGCCCAAGGCCGGCUUAGUCUGUAGCCUAGUGUGCUGAUUCUGCUUCCUGAGAGCAGAGCCUGAUUGACCUAGCUUGGUGUCACCCAGGUCCUACUAGAUUGGGGUUGUCCUGGUGCCAGCAGAAUCACUUAGGUUGAGUCAGGGAACCACAGCCCUUGGGCCGUAUCUAUUUCCUGGUUUUCCUGAUGUUUUAUUGUCAUGCGGCCACACCCAUUUCUGUGACUGCUUUUGGUUACCGUGGAGUGCUUGAAACCUUGUGAUGGAAACUGCCUGGCCUGCAAAGCCCAAACUACUUAGAGUGCCACUUGCUACACAGGGAGUGUGCCGACCCCUGACCUAGGCCAGCUCUUCCAGUAGGGUCCACAGGGAGGGAAGAUCUUUUUCAGAAAGGGCUCUGUCAGGGAGGCAGGGACCGGUUUUCCCAGAAUAUUAAAAAACUGGAAAUCACCUCGGCUCCGGUCGUCAUCCUGGGGUCGUGGGUUCGAGCCCCGCAUCAGGCUCUGUGCCGAGCCUGGAGCCUGCUUCAGAUUCUCUCUCUCCCUCUGCCCCCCUCCCCCACUCAUGUACUUGCUCUGUCUCUCAAAAAUAAAUAAGGCGUUAGAUGUGUUCAAAGUAACAAAGGCUUUUUAAAUAAUAAAAGCUGCUCUACUUUUGCUACAAAAAAAAGAAAACGAAACAAAACUGGAAAUCCCCUAACUGUCCAAGAACAGGGGAAUAGUCAGGUAAUUCAAAGGACGCCCGUACGACCGUUAUGCUACCGUCACUGAUGGUGUGGUAAAACUUCUGUCUACACAGGGGAGUGUUUUGAAAGUAAAGGCGGCUGGAUGUCACUUAAAUGCACACUCUGGCCUCAGUUGUGAUAAACAUUAAAUAAAUGCCUGAAGUGUGUGGGGAGACUUCCAGGCAGGGAGUUGGACGGAUCUACUCCAGGCUGUCCGCAGACGUGACCAUGCUCAGAGGUGACCAUGCUGUGACCGCUGACGAGGUUAACAGGGCCUGAGGGGAUGGUUCACAGUUCCCUGCACCCACUUCUGUAUUGCUUGAGCUGAGCUACUUUGGAAAUUUUAAAAAGGCAUGAAAAACUUGAAAUACAGAGAGAAACGUGCCUGAAGGUUUAGGGACCGAGAGUAUUACCGUCUGCAGCUUAACGUGGGAACACAUCAAAGAUAAGGGAGACAGAUUGACAGGUACCCUGUACAACAGAGUGUUAAUUGCAGAAUGGAGGUGGUGUAUAUGUGGGUGUUCACUGAACCGUUCUGUUAAGUCUUCUCUACGUUGCCAUCUUCAUACUGAAGUAUUGGGGAGAGGAAGACCCCAAUUCUCGAGGGAGAACAAGGAUGAAUAAGUACAAAAAAAGUGCAAGUUGGUGUUCACAGCUCAGUGUUUUGUCGUAUAUUCACAGGGUUGUGAAACCACCACGGCCAUCUAAUUCUAGAACGUUUUCAUCACCCCCGAAAGGGAAACCUCGGACCCAUUAAGCAGUUCCUGCCUGUCCUCCCCUCCCUCCAGCUUUCUUUAUGGAUCUGCCUGUUCUGGGUAUUUCACAUAAAUGGAAUCGUAACAGUGUGUGGCCCCUUCUGUGUCUGGCUUCUUUCACUCAGAGUGAUGUCUCGUAGGUUCCGACAUGCCGUGGCAUGUCAACACCGCAUUCCUUUCUGUGGCCAAAGAAUAGUCCAUUGUAUGGCUGCGCCUCGGCUUGUUUUUGUAUCCAUCCGUUGAUGGCUAUCUGGGAUGUUUCCAUUUUUCGGCUGUCUCCAACAUUGUUGAUACAAACAUUUGCGUCCACGUUUUCGAGGCUGUCUGGUAAAUACCGAGGAGUGAGAUUGCUGGGUCUUAGGGUCACUCUAUAUUUAUCCUUUUGAGCUUCUGCCAGACUAUUUUUUAAAGUCGCUGCAGUAGUGUGCCUUCCCACCAGGAGCGUAUGAUGGUUCCAGUUUCCCCACACCCUUGCCAACGCUUGCGAUUGUCGGUCUUUUUGAUGAGAGCCUUGAUGAGAGUCGAGCCCUCUUAGCGGAUGUAAGGGUUGAUUUGCAUUUCCCUGAUGGUGAAUGACGUCGAGCGUCUUGUCAUGUGCCUAUGGGUCAUUUGUAUAUCUUCUUUGGAAAAAUGUGUAGAUCCUUUGUCCAUUUCUUAGUUGAGUUGUAAGAGUUCUUUUUAUAGUGUGGAUCCCAGUCCCUUAUCAGAUAUGUGAUUUGCAAGUAUUUUCUCCCAUUCUGGGAGUUGUCUUUUCAGUUUCUCGAUGGUGUCCUUUGAAGCACAAAAGAAAUCUUAGUUUUGGUAGACUCCAAUCUAUUUCUCCUUCUGUCACUUGUGCUUUUUGUGUAAUAGCUAAGAAAUUGUUGCCUAGCCCGAGGUCAUGGAGAUUUAAGCCUAAGUUUUCUUUUCUUUCUUUUUUUUUUUAAGUGUAUUUAUUUAUUUUGAGAGAGAGAGCAUGCAAGCAGGGGAGGGGUAGAGAGAGAGAGAGGGAGAGAGAGAACCUCAAGCAGGCUCCACGCUGUCAGCGCAAAGCCCGAAGCAGGGCUCAAACUCGCAAACUGCAAGAUCAUGACCUGAGCCAAAAUCAAGAGUCAGAUGCUCAACCGACUGAGCCACCCAGGCACCUGUAGGCCUAAGUUUUCUUUUAAGAGUUUUCUAAUUUUAAUUUUAAUAGUUAGGUCUGUGAUCCACUUUGAGUUAAUAUUUGUAGAUGGUGUGAGGUAGGGAUCCAGCUUCAUUCUUUUGCAUAUGUUGUAAUCCAGUUGGUCCUGCACUUUCUGUUGUUCUUUUUUUCAAAAAGUCUUCUUAUUUUGGAAAGAGUUUGGAUUUAUAGAAAUGUCGUAAAGGUAACAGAGUUCUGUGUGUGUGUGUGUGUGUAUUUUAAGUUUAUUUUCAGAGAGAGUGCAUGCGUGCACACACAUGAGAGCAGGGAAGGGGCAGAGAGAGAGGGAGAGAGAAUCCCAAACACGCUCCGCACUGUCAGCACAGAGCCCAAUGCAGGGCUCGAACUCAGGAACCGUGAGGUUAUGACCUGAGCCGAAAUCAAAAGUCAGAUGCUUAACCAACUGAGCCACCCAGGCAACCCCCGUACCAUAUAUAUCUUUUUAACAGCCCUGUGGUUUUCCCCAGUAAACCUCUAUCAUAACUUACAUACCCAUUCUCAACUUCAUGGACAUUUGUACAGUUUCCAAGCCUUCCCUAUUCAGGAUUUCCUUCACUGGAAUAACGUUAAUAUCUUUUUUUUUUUUUUAAUUUAUGAAAGUCAUCACUGACUGGCAGUAAUAGAGAAUGGGCUAAAAUGUUACAGAUUCUGAUGAAGUAGAUACUUUGUUAAAUAGCUUUCUUCUUUUUAAAAUGUACUGUUUGGGGGCACCUGGGUGGCUCAGGCGGGUAAGCUCCAACUUUGGCUCAGGUCAUGAUCUCACACUCCGUGAGUUCAAGCCCCGCGUCAGGCUCUGUGCUGACAGCUCAGAGCCUGGAGCCUGCUUCGGAUUCUGUGUCUCCCCCUCUCUCUUCCCCUCCCCUGCUCAUGCUCUGUCUCUGUCUCAAAAAUAAAUAAA